CUUAGUAGAAACCUUAUUCUGCUCUGGCUGCUCAAAGAUCCUUGGCAGCAUCUACAGGUGCACCUCGAGGAGCCUGGACUACAAGAGAGAUUUGUUCUGUUUCACUAUUGACUCCAUUGAAAGCUACAUCCUAGGCACCCCGGGAAAGCAAGCUGUCAUCCAUGAGCAACCACUCACUCUGGAAAGUCAAGCUGUCUUGGAAGAGGUGCUGGAAAGGGUGAGAUUUAACCUCAUA
Molecule: messenger RNA, 235 nt
Organism: Zonotrichia albicollis (white-throated sparrow)
Lineage: Eukaryota; Metazoa; Chordata; Aves; Passeriformes; Passerellidae
Source: RefSeq, a predicted model, not a curated record